AGUAGGAAGUGGAUCCGGAAACACUCAAGUCACCGAGCUUGCGGGCAGUCUCCAGGCUGGACUUCUCUCUCGUGGAUCACAGCUUAUCGGGUCAAAAUGUUGAAGGCGGUUAUUCUAAUCGGAGGCCCCCAGAAAGGCACGCGGUUCAGGCCGCUGUCAUUUGAAGUGCCCAAACCCUUGUUUCCUGUGGCCGGUGUGCCCAUGCUGCAGCAUCACAUUGAAGCAUGUGCCAAGGUACCGAAUAUGAAGGAGAUUUUGCUCAUCGGCUUCUAUCAGCCAAAUGAAGAACUGACCAGAUUUCUGUUCAAUGCACAGCAGGAGUUCAAAAUUUCCAUCAGGUAUUUGCAGGAGUACGCAGCCCUGGGCACAGGAGGGGGAAUCUAUCACUUCAGAGAUCAGAUUGUCUCCGGCAGUCCGGAGGCUUUCUUUGUUCUGAAUGCUGAUGUUUGCUCAGCUUUUCCGCUCGCAGAGAUGCUCAGCUUCCAGAAGGAACAUGGAGAACCAAACAGCCUUGUGAUUCUUGGGACGACGGCAAACAGAAAGCAAUCCAUGAAUUACGGCUGUAUUGUUGAAAACGAGGAAACACAUGAGGUCUUGCAUUAUGUGGAAAAGCCAAGCACAUUUGUGAGCGAUAUCAUAAACUGCGGCAUAUACCUCUUUACGCCAGACAUCUUCCAGCAUAUCGGCGCCGUCUUUCAGAAGAACCAACAGGACAUGUUGUUAGAGGAGCCAACCAACGGCUGGCACCGAGCAGAGGCCAUCAGGCUGGAGCAGGACAUCUUCACUGCCCUGGCAGCGCAGGGCAAACUCUACGUGUAUAAGACCCUCAGCUUCUGGAGCCAGAUUAAAUCUGCAGGGUCUGCGAUUUAUGCCAGUCGGUUGUACCUCAACCAGUAUCACACAACUCACCCCGAAAGACUGGCCUCAAACAAAGAGGGAGGGCCCAAAAUAAGUGGUAAUGUCUAUAUCCAUCCCACAGCCAACAUUGACCCCACAGCCAUGUUGGGUCCCAACGUCUCGAUUGGCACUGGAGUGACUAUUGGUGCUGGGGUCAGAGUUCGAGAAUCCGUCAUCCUUCACGGUGCAACUCUACAGGAUCACUGUUGUGUCCUGAACAGCAUUGUGGGAUGGGACAGCACGAUUGGAAAGUGGGCAAGAGUCGAAGGAACUCCAAGUGACCCAAACCCCAAUGAUCCCUUCGCAAAGAUUGACAGCGAGACCCUCUUCAGAGAAGGAAAACUCACACCCUCAAUUACAAUUCUCGGUUGUAACGUGACCAUCCCUUCAGAGGUGAUUAUACUCAACUCCAUCGUCCUCCCGCACAAAGACCUCAACCGUAGCUUCAAAAACCAAAUUAUUCUCUAGUUAAUCUUCCUCACUCUUCUGUCCACUUACUGUGUCACCGAUGAAGGAUGCAGCGGGACGCACGCCGGCACUGUCUCUUGAGUUACUGUAUAUAAGAUGUAAAAAAUGGAGAUACGGUGCAUUCAUUAAAUAUUUUUGAAAGAUAGAUUUUUGAUAUAUUUGUCCUCUAGCCUCUAUGCAUCAUUUGGUGUCAGCAACAUUAGAGAGAGGCUAAUCACGCAUGUUGAUUCACCUUGAAAAGUGCUGUCAUGCCAGAGUUUUAUAUUGGGUUCUUUAUUAACUUUACCGAACUGUAACAUUAAUGCUGACACAAGUGUAAUAUAUUUGUUAUAUUAUUGUAUGAUGUAAAAAGUUCAUAGACAACCACUCUGUUUUCUCAAGGGCAUCCUUGACAAACGUGAGUCUUGCUACUUUAGCAUGAGAAAAGGAAUUAUUGUAAAAUAUAAAUCCCUGAGCUACUUACUGCGGUACAUUUUUUGAGGUGAUUAUUUGUGUGGAGCGCUGAUUAAAAAUGUUUAGCAUCUUCAUUGUUUGUCUCAAAUUGACUACCACUAACAUAAAUCAGCGGGCUUGAGAUUGACUUUGCAAUCAAGUAAUGUUGCCUUUUUAAAAUGUGAACUUAGCAGGGGGGCUUGAGACUCCACAUAAACGGCAACAGCAGAUACUUAAAUUGUGCAUCCGCAAUCACUGGAGGAACUGUUCCAAUUUAUGGAUAAGGCACAUUAACAUUUACUUAUUAAGCCCUCGAGCACUCAUGAUCACUUCAGCACUUUUGUUCCAAUUAUUGCAAAGAGCGUGUCUAUUAAGGAGCAAUGUAAAUUGCAGGAACUGCAGCAUAAUAUAUGUAAAUCAAGUCAACAAACUAGCCUCCAGUGAAUGUGGUAAACAAAACAAGUAAUGUACAUUAUUUUCAAAUAUUGUUGAUUUCAGGUUUUAUAUGUCGGUGCCUGUGCUUUUAUUGUUGAUGCAGGUGCCUUACUGCUUAGUGCCUCAUGUCAGUCUAGUCUAGGGCCCUUAAUUGGUAGGAUGUUCACUGCUCUGCUCCUUUAGGUUUUGUGAUGACUUUCCUGUCUUUCUUUCUUUCUUUUUUUUUUUUUUUUCAAGGUUUUCAUCGAUUUCUUGAUUGUUAAAUGUGACAAAUGUUUGUUUAUUAUCAUUUGUCUUUACACUGACAUAACGCGCAGUGGUGCAAGGCUGUCUUGUCGAGCUUAAACAAGAGAUCUGACGGAUAGCAGAGGUAAAAUGUUACUCAUGUAAAAUAAUAGUACAUGUGACACCUUACGGUGAGUUGAAAGACAAAUUAACACUAGUCUUUGUAAUCUGUCACCAGAUGAGGAAAAAAAUGAAGAAAAUGUCAUGCUUGUCUAGUAUAUAGUGUCUAUUACAAACGAUGUUGUAUAUGAUGUCCUUUUUAGUUUUUCAAGAAAAGUAUGAGUCCAGGAUGGCAAAGAAUAGUUUUAAACCAAAGUAGACCACAUAAUAAAAGAGCAAAACUCCA
Molecule: messenger RNA, 2863 nt
Organism: Cyclopterus lumpus (lumpfish)
Lineage: Eukaryota; Metazoa; Chordata; Actinopteri; Perciformes; Cyclopteridae
Gene: gmppaa
Product: GDP-mannose pyrophosphorylase Aa
Exons: 12
Coding region: 97-1365 (422 amino acids)
Biological process (GO): biosynthetic process
Cellular component (GO): cytoplasm
Molecular function (GO): transferase activity
Source: RefSeq, a predicted model, not a curated record